Brassica oleracea var. oleracea is the source of this 1578-nucleotide messenger RNA. RefSeq names its product pentatricopeptide repeat-containing protein At4g21705, mitochondrial. Bases 35 to 1501 code for a protein of 488 amino acids. Gene Ontology annotation, cellular component: mitochondrion. The record is from RefSeq and is a predicted model, not a curated record. The transcript is spliced from 2 exons. Gene Ontology annotation, molecular function: protein binding. Lineage: Eukaryota; Viridiplantae; Streptophyta; Magnoliopsida; Brassicales; Brassicaceae.
UCGAAAAGCAGAGUCUCCGCCGCAUUUCAUCACCAUGAACAUACUCCGACGAAUCCCGGCGAAUCUGUUCACAAGCAGAUAUUACUACACAAACAGAGUAAAAAGGACGACCCUUUACUCCAAAAUCAGUCCUUUAGGAAACCCUAAAUCAAGCGUCUACCCAGAACUCCAGAACUGGGUCCACUCCGGCAACAAAGUCUCCGUCGCUGAGCUCAUCCGCAUCGUCCACGACCUCCGCAGACGCAAACGCUUCCUCCACGCCCUCGAGGUUUCGAAAUGGAUGAACGACACCGGCGUAUGCAUCUUCUCCCCGUCGGAACACGCCGUCCACCUCGAUCUCGUAGGCAGAGUCCACGGCUUCGUCUCCGCGGAAGCCUACUUCGAAAGCCUCAAGGAACAGCACAAGAACGACAAGACUCACGGAGCGCUUCUCAACUGCUACGUCAGGCAGCUGGACGUCGAGAAGUCUCUGUCGCAUUUCGAGAAGAUGAAGCAGUUGGGUUACGCUUCUUCGCCUCUUACUUACAACAACAUCAUGUGUCUCUACACUAACAUAGGUCAGCACGACAAGGUUCCUCGUGUGUUGGAUGAGAUGAAGGAGGAGAAUGUCGCUCCUGAUAAUUAUAGUUUUAGGAUUUGUAUUAAUGCUUUUGGUGUUAUGAAUGAUCUUGAGAGGAUUGGUGAGAUCUUGAGUGAUAUGGAGACAGUGGAUUGGAACACUUAUGCUGUUGCUGCCAAGUUUUAUAUCGACGGUGGGGACCGUGAUAAGGCCGUUGAGCUUCUGAGAAUGUCUGAAAGUAGGUUGGAGAGUAAAGAUGGGGAAGGUUACAGUCAUCUUAUAACGCUUUAUGCGAGGUUAGGUGACAAGGGAGAGGUGUUGAGGCUAUGGGAGUUGGAGAAGGACGCUUGUAAGAGACGGAUCAAUCAGGACUAUCUAACGGUGUUACAGUCGCUUGUGAAGAUUGAUGCUUUGAAAGAAGCUGAGGAAGUGGUUAAAGAAUGGGAAUCAUCGUCAGGGAACUGUUACGAUUUUCGAGUUCCUAGUGCGGUGAUUCGUGGGUACGCUGGGAGAGGUAUGGAGGAGAAAGCAGAAGCGAUGCUUGAAGAUUUGGGGAAGAGAGGGAAAGGUACUACGCCUGAUUCUUGGGGGCUUGUGGCUGCUGCUUAUGUUGAAAAAGGUGUUUUGGAUAAUGCUUACAAGUGUUUGAAAACGGCUUUAGAUGUGGAAGCGGGGAAGAGGAAAUGGAGACCUUGGGUGAAGGUGGUGACAAACGUUUUGAGUUGGCUUGGGAAUGAAGGGAGCUUGAGGGAAGUAGAAAGCUUUGUUGCGUCUCUUAGGAGUUGUAUGGGUGUGAACAGAGAGAUGUAUCAUGCUCUUGUCAAGGCUGAUAUAAGAGAAGGCGGAAGCAACGUUGACACCUUGUUGCAGCGUAUGAAAGAGGACAAGAUUGAAACCGAUGAAGAAACAAUGGCUAUUCUCAGCACAAGAAGUCACUGCUGAGAUUUUCUUAUUCUUCUUACUAUGCGUUUUGACUUUUGAAGAUGAGUUUUGCUUCAACGACCUAAUAGUUGAUACCA